AUUACCGGAAGUGCGCGGUGCUGGCCUUUCAUCGUAAAGCACACCACGAGGCGCUUUGGGGGAGAACUUUUGUUCUGAAACUUCCUAAAGUUGGCUGAACUGGUCCAUUUUUGUUGUGUCAUGCUUGACACUGGCGAGACCACUAUAGCUGCGCGUAUUUCGCCCCGUUGUGUCUUUCUAACUUCGUUUACCUGGCGUGGCUUUGAGGCAUCAAGCAGCGCUCGUACUUUUGACAGCCCUGUUCGUCGGCCGACGCGGGUAACAUGUCGGUCGUGUGCGCGCGUUUCUAGGAGCCUUUCAGAAAGAGUUGUCGCAAGGCCUGUUCGGGUUAUUUCCAUCACUGCCACUGGCUACCAAGUCUCAAAACAGAAAUGUCACUGGACGACUAUGAGAGACACUUCGACUCGCUAAAUUCAGAUUUAGGCGGCGGGUCCGUGGUCAGUGAGCGAUCAGGGUCGGGCACGUUUAAUGGCGAAGAAGAGAAGUUGCAUUACAUUCCUAUCCGGAUCCUCGGGAGGGGGGCGUUUGGUGAGGCAACUCUGUACAGGAGGACAGAGGACAACUCGCUGGUGGUAUGGAAGGAGGUGGACCUGAACUCGCUCUCCGAGAAGGAGCGCAGGGAUGUCAUGAACGAGAUAAGCAUCCUCUCCAUGCUGGAGCACAAUAACAUCAUAGCCUACUUCAAUCACUUCAUGGAUAAAAACUCCCUGUUCAUUGAGUUAGAGUAUUGCAAUGGAGGAAAUCUCUACGACAAAAUCAAUCAGCAGAAGGGGAAACUCUUCAGCGAGGAGGUGGUCAUAUGGUACCUGUACCAGAUUGCCUCAGCAGUGUCCCACAUUCACAAGGCUGGGAUCUUACACAGAGAUAUCAAAACUCUGAACAUUUUCCUGACCAAGACCGACCUCAUCAAGCUCGGCGACUACGGCCUCGCUAAGAAGCUUGACGCUGACGUUUCGAUGGCAGAGACUUGUGUGGGAACGCCAUAUUACAUGUCACCAGAAUUGUGCCAGGGAGCAAAGUACAACUUAAAAUCAGACAUCUGGGCCAUGGGUUGUGUCAUCUUUGAAGUCUUAACUCUGACAAGAACAUUUGAUGCAACGAACCCUCUGAACCUUUGUGUGAAAAUAGUCCAGGGAAACUGGACUAUGGAAGUGAACUCGGAUGUUUAUUCCUCGGCGCUGAUCAAACUGGUGUAUGAGUGUCUUGAUCAAGAUCCAGCGAACAGACCCACGUCCGAUCAGAUUCUGGCCCAGCCGAUCAUCUCCUGCUACAGGCAGGAGCUUGAAGAUCGAGUUGCCCUGCUGAAUUCAGCAAUGAAAAAACCAAAGCUGAGUACAGUGACUGACACCCCUGUCGCUGUGGUGACCACGCGCUCAAGAGAGGUGUACUUCUGGGGCGGAGGGAAGUUCACCCCCCACAAGAUGGACAUGUUUAAAGGAGGCAGCAGUGCCCAACACGUGUGUGCAGGCGAGAGUCACUUUGCGGUGGUGACGGUGGAAAAGGAGCUGUAUACAUGGGCCAACGUCCAAUGCGGAGCCAAGAUGGUGGGCCAGCUGGGGCACGGAGACCAGGCCUCGUACCGGCAGCCAAAGAAGGUGGAGAAGCUACAGGGGAAGGCCAUCCGACAGGUGGCGUGUGGAGCUGACUUCACGGCGUGCAUCACUGAUGAGGACCAAAUGUACAUGUUUGGGUCGGACUAUUACGGCUGCAUCGGAGUGGAGGGUGAGCUCGGCAUGGAGAUUUUGGAGCCGGUGCUUUUGGAGUUUUUCGAGGAGCGGCCUGUUCGCCAGGUGUCGUGUGGAGACAACCAUGUGGUGGUCCUGACUCAGUGCGGAGACAUCUACUCCUGGGGCUGUGGAGAGUAUGGGCGUCUCGGUCUAGAAUGUGAGGACGACUUCUCCUCCCCGAUGCAAGUGGACAUCCCUAAAGGUGCCACCAUCACUUCAGUGUCCUGUGGCAGCGAUGGAACCUUCUUUUUGACAGAAGCUGGAAAAGUCCUAGCGUGUGGAAACAAUGAGUUUAAUAAGCUUGGGCUGAACCAGGGAAUCUCUGGUCUCAAAAACCACCCUGGAGAGGCUUACCAGGGAAUCCCGUACAUCACCACACUGACCUUGGCAAAGCAGCUGUCGCGGUUCAAGAUCCACGCCAUAGCUCCAGGGAAGACCCACACAGCUGCAGUUGACGGACGCGGACGUCUGAUCACGUUCGGGUGCAACAAGUACGGACAGCUGGGCGUCAAGGACUUUAAGAAACACCAGGGCGUUCAAGUCCUCGUUGGACCCUUCGGAGGGAAGAUAGUGACCAAACUGUCUUGUGGAGAUGGCUUCACUAUUGCAGCCACUGAGGACAAUCAGAUCUUUGCGUGGGGAAAUGCAGGAAACGGGCGGCUUGGGAUGCCUGCUGAUAAAGGAUUUGGUUCAGAGGUAUGCCCUGCCAUGCCAAGGCCCAUCUUUGGUUCCCUCCACCAUGUACCAGACCUCUCUUGCCGUGGCUGGCACACCAUUAUCAUUAUGGAGAAAGUGCUCAACUCCAAGACUAUUCGCUCAAACAGCAGUGGACUAUCAAUUGGCAGUGGCCUGGGCCAGGAGGCAUCUACAUCCACAGUUGAUCUGGACAUAGAACCUGGUUCAGAGACGGAGUGUCGUGACAGGGGUCUUGGGGGCACAAUGGAGGAUAAUUCAGAGGAGUGCUUCCUGGAGACCCCGAUGAUGUCAGCAACAAGUCAGACUGGCGACAGCUCCUGCCCUUUCUGGCUUAGAAAGGAGCUCGAGGAUGCUGAGUUUAUUCCUUUACCAGAAGGCUCGGAGCUGCCCACUCCUGACCAGCUCUCUUCUAUCUCUGAGAGCAUCACGCUGCCUUAUGAGGAGCUGAAAGAGCUAAAGGCCGCGGCAGCAGCAGUCAGCAGUAAGACGGGCUUAUCGACUAAACGAAUGAGCUGUGGCAGAGUCAACGGACAGGACGAGGAUGAUGUCUUCAAAAAAGGACCCUCAGGGGCAUGCUGUAAAGCAAGUAGCGAGGUCACACAGCUGCGAGAGACGGUUGCUCAUCAAGAGAUGAGGAUCCAGAUGCUUGAGAAGCAGGUCGAUGAGCAGAAGAAGGAGAACGAGAGGCUCUGGGCAGCGAUCAGUCGCUCAACGCUACGGGAAGCAGGAUGCGACAGUAAUGGGAACCAUCGCUCUGAUCGUAUGCCCAGGGAUGAAGGAGGAAGAGGAGGCGGAUUCACAAAGCACGGGGGCCGAUCUGCAGGGGCAAGCGUGUGAGACUUGGGGGAAGUGUCAAAACCGUUAAAUAUUGAAUUGAACAAGCUGGUUAGAUGGGGUGUGGAGGCUCCAUUACAGGGUGCAGCCUUGUGCACCCGUCCAUAAUGGUUACAUUACAGUAUACAUGUUUGACAGAGCACCAAGUUGCAUGAUUACAUUUUCAGUUAUUGCAUAUGUAAUACUGUAUGACACCUUGCACACCGGUAUAUGCACGCAUGUGCAGUGAUCUAGCUAGUUUCUCCACAGACUGAAAUGUUGGCUGGAUUCAACAUGAAGCAUCGGACCUUGUCACCUGCGAAGGACAAUCGUCAUAGCGAUCAGAGUGUUGCGCUGCAAUGUGAAUGUUAAAUCCAUAUUUUUGGUAGUAUUAUUGUUGACUUAAAGUGAUGUCACCAUUGAGUUUUGAGUUGUCAGUGGCUCGGAUGUUAGUAUCCGAUUAUUAUCCAACUAUUUAUCACACAACAGGUAAGACCAGCUAAUGCUAAUAGUAAACUGUUUGCUAAUGCAUCCAAAGGUUUCUUCCUCUCGGUGGUUUAGAGAUGGCCAGCCAGCAUGCUGUCCAGAUCGAUCGUGACUCUUGUUAGUGCCGGCCUCCAAUGUGAAAACUUUCUUAUGUGUCACUUUAUUUGUAUUAUUUUGGUGUCAUUUGAUAUCCUUAAAAGUGCCUCAUACAGAAUAUCCUAUAAUUUUUUUUCCAUAUUUAUCAGACAUGUUAGCUAUUAAAAACAUAUUCUAAUAUUCAUGCAAAUAUAUAUUUUUUUAAUUUGCAUGUUUUAUUGACAUAAAAGAAUUUGUGUGAAACAGAACUACUGAUUCUUUUUUUUUUUUUAAAACAACUUUUGGUUGCCUUUUCUUAUUGGCUUCUUUGACACUUGCAUUCUUGUUGGUGCAGCACAUGUUGAUCAUCCUCGUGACGUGUAUGAACACUUGAAUAGUUUUCUCUGAAAGUGGAAAAUGUGGUCUUUAAAGCAUUUAUAAUAUAGCUGACCUCGCAGCUAUACUUUUAUUGUUUUCUUAAUGCUUUCUUUUUAAACCAUUUUAACUGUCUUCGGUACCUUAUGAAAUGUUUUACCGUAUUAUUCAUCAUUUUGGAAAGCAAAUAUGUAACUUUUCUUUUUAUUUGUUUGAGGUCCGUUGGUUGUUUAUUAUGUGUUAUAACAAAUAUAUAUAUACAGUUUGUGUGUGUAAAACCUUUUGACAUGGCUAUGGUAACUGUCAGAUGUCAACAGUAUCACGCUGGCAGUAUUUUCAGGCAGUAAAACAUUUAAUACAGUGCCUUACUCGCAAGCUAUUGAAACCAAAAUGAAAAAGUGUGUUUACAACAUUUUAAAAUCUGCUUUAUUUUUUUUUCACUGGUUAACCAAAUAUUGUGGCAAUUUAACAGUGUAAACCCUCCUUCUCUCAGUCACACUGUUGCUUCAUGCUUUGUGUAAAAGAUACAAAUAAAACUAACUGCUAUAUUUCA
Messenger RNA from Acanthopagrus latus (yellowfin seabream), 4725 nucleotides. It is a transcript of the gene nek9, whose product is annotated as serine/threonine-protein kinase Nek9. The record is from RefSeq and is a predicted model, not a curated record. The coding region runs from base 372 to 3260 and encodes 962 amino acids. Gene Ontology annotation, cellular component: centrosome. Lineage: Eukaryota; Metazoa; Chordata; Actinopteri; Spariformes; Sparidae. The transcript has 23 exons. Gene Ontology annotation, molecular function: protein kinase binding; protein kinase activity; ATP binding. Gene Ontology annotation, biological process: protein phosphorylation.